Budorcas taxicolor (takin) is the source of this 4428-nucleotide messenger RNA. RefSeq names its product PPFIA binding protein 2 (gene PPFIBP2). Gene Ontology annotation, cellular component: presynaptic active zone. The transcript is spliced from 28 exons. Gene Ontology annotation, molecular function: protein binding. The coding region runs from base 246 to 3206 and encodes 986 amino acids. The record is from RefSeq and is a predicted model, not a curated record. NCBI's taxonomy places the organism in Eukaryota, Metazoa, Chordata, Mammalia, Artiodactyla, Bovidae. Gene Ontology annotation, biological process: neuromuscular junction development.
GCUCCUGGACGAGCCUCCUGAGUCUCCCGUGGGUCCCCGCCCCCGUCACGUGGGCUCCGGACGCGGCCGCUGCCGGUCGGUCCGCUGGUUGGUCGGUUAGUUGGUCGGUGGGUCAGUGGCCUGCUGUUCGUUUCUCGGCUCUCAUGUUCGGAGGUGGGGGGGACAAGUGAAAGGCCCGCACACCUGAGCUGUCCGGAGAGGAGCCCCGCACUCAGUAGGAGGAGAGGAAGGAGAGAAAAGGACUCAUGGCUUCAGAGGCCAGUCAUGUGCUAGAAGCUGCCCUGGAGCAGAUGGACGGAAUCAUCGCAGGAACUAAAACAGGGGCAGAUAUUAGCGAUGGUACCUGUGAGCCUGGACCGGCCUCCCCAGCCUCCUACAUGAACCCCUUCCCGGUGCUCCAUCUCGUUGAGGACUUGAGGCUGGCCUUGGAGAUGCUGGAGCAUCCUCAGGAGAGGGCAGCCCUCCUGAGCCAGAUCCCGGGCCCCACAGCUGCCUACAUAAAGGAGUGGUUCAAGGAGAGCUCGUCCCAGGUAAAUCACCACAGUGCUGCUGCUAAUGAAACGUACCAGGAACGCUUAGCACGCCUAGAAGGAGAUAAGGAGUCCCUCAUAUUACAGGUGAGUGUCCUCACAGACCAAGUAGAAGCCCAGGGAGAGAAGAUUCGGGACCUGGAAGUGUGUCUGGAAGGGCACCAGGUGAAACUCAAUGCUGCCGAAGAGAUGCUUCAACAGGAGCUACUAAGUCGUACAUCUCUUGAGACCCAGAAGCUCAAUCUGAUGACCGAAGUGUCUGAGCUGAAGCUCAAGCUGGUGGGCAUGGAGAAGGAACAGAAGGAGCAGGAGGAGAAGCAGAAAAAAGCAGAGUCGGUUCUGAAUGUGAUCAGUGAGCUGCAGGAGCAGAUGUGUAGGCUGCAGUUGGACAUCCACAGGCAGAUGCAAGAGCGCCUCUCCCUCAGUAGGGACUACCCUGAGGAGGUGGCGGCCGGCGACGGUGCGGCCCGGCCCCAGCCCUGCGGCCAGGACUGUGCCCACGGGGAGGGGUCACCUGAGUUACUGCAGGAGCUACGGCACCUUAAAAUCAAGGUGGAAGAGUUGGAAAAUGAACGGAAUCAGUAUGAAUGGAAACUGAAGGCCACCAAGGCGGAGGUAGCCCAGCUGCAAGAGCAGGUGGCCCUGAAGGAUGCAGAAAUUGAGCGUCUGCACAGCCAGCUCUCCAGGUCAGCAGCUCUGCACAGUGACCACGCAGAAAAAGACCAAGAAAUUCAACGUCUGAAAAUGGGGAUGGAAACUUUGCUUGUUGCCAAUGAAGACAAGGACCGUCGGAUAGAGGAGCUUACUGGGCUGUUAAACCAGUACCGAAGGGUGAAUGAGAUCGUGAUGGCAACCCAAGGGCCUUCAGAAAGAACUCUCUCCGUCAAUGAGGAAGAACUGGAGGGAGGCUUCAGGAACUGGAACACUGCAAAUAAAGGCCCCGAAGACCUAUUUAAAUCAGAGGUGUCUCCAAGAGGCAGCUCUCCCACGGCGGGGCCACCCCCGCUACCGCAGAAAUCACUGGAAACCAGGACUCAGAAAAAACUCUCCUGUAGUCUCGAAGACUUGAGAAGUGAAUCUGUGGAUAAGUGUGUCGGUGGGAACCAGCCCUCCCCCGUGGUAGAACCCAAGGAUGGCCCUUUCCUGGCGGAGCACAAGUACCCCACGUUACCUGGGAAGCUUCCGGGAGCCACGCCCAAUGGAGAGCCUGCCAAGUCUCCACCCGCCGCCUCCCCUGUGGACCCCGCAGGGAGCAGCCCGCUGAGGCUGAACCGUGGCCGGAGUGUCAGUGCCCCCGUAUUAGGAGACACAGAAAGUGGCUGGGACGACACUGCCGUGGCCAAUGACUCAUCCAUGUCAUCGGGCACCGAGUCCAGCCCCCAGUCUCCCCUGACACCAGAUGGUAAACGGAGCCCCAAAGGCAUCAAGAAGUUCUGGGGAAAGAUCCGAAGGACUCAGUCAGGAAACUUCAACACUGAUGCCCCAGGGGUGGCCGAGUUUCGACGAGGUGGGCUCCGGGCAACUGCAGGGCCAAGACUGUCCAGGACCAGAGACCCCAAGGCUCAGAAAAGUGACGCCAACGCCCCCUUUGCCCAAUGGAGCACGGAGCGUGUAUGCACGUGGCUGGAGGACUUCGGCCUGGCUCAGUAUGUGAUCUUUGCGAGGCAAUGGGUGACUUCUGGCCACACUUUACUGACAGCUACCCCUCAGGACAUGGAAAAGGAGCUGGGAAUUAAGCACCCACUUCACAGGAAAAAGCUGGUUUUAGCAGUGAAAGCCAUCAACACUAAGCAGGAGGAGAAGUCUGCACUGCUGGACCACAUUUGGGUAACACGUUGGCUUGAUGACAUUGGCUUACCCCAGUACAAAGACCAGUUUCAUGAAUCCAGAGUUGAUGGGCGAAUGCUGCAGUACCUGACGGUGAAUGAUCUCCUCUUCCUAAAAGUCACCAGCCAGCUACAUCAUCUCAGCAUCAAAUGUGCCAUUCACGUGCUGCACGUCAACAAGUUCAACCCUCACUGCCUGCACCGGCGGCCGGCUGAUGAGAGUAACCUCUCUCCUUCAGAAGUUGUGCAGUGGUCCAACCACAGGGUGAUGGAGUGGUUGCGGUCCGUGGACCUAGCAGAAUAUGCGCCCAACCUUCGUGGGAGUGGCGUCCAUGGAGGGCUCAUUAUCCUAGAGCCACGCUUCACAGGGGACACCCUGGCCAUGCUUCUCAACAUCCCGCCACAAAAGACGCUCCUCAGACGUCACCUGACCACCAAAUUCAAUGCCUUGAUUGGCCCUGAGGCUGAGCAGGAGAAGCGAGAGAAAAUGACCUCACCUGCUUACACACCACUGACCACCACAGCCAAAGUCCGGCCAAGGAAGCUGGGAUUUUCACAUUUUGGAAACAUAAGAAAAAAGAAGUUUGAUGAGUCAACGGACUACAUUUGCCCAAUGGAGCCCGGCAACAGUGUCGGUGAUGGUCACAGGGCCUACAGUGGCGCCCGGGGCCUCAGCACCCUCGAUGCCCCUGAACUGGACGGGUUGGAGCAGAUGGCACCUUCGGAAGGCACCGUGACGCAGAUAGGGCUCCUCUCCCAAGACAUUCACCGCCUCACGACGAUGCUGAGCCAGGACCAGCUGCUGACCGACUCCCGCCUGGCCACUCCCAGAUCUGAGGACUGGAGAUGACUCUCUUCAUGGCUGGCAGCCCAGAGAGGCACGUGUGUGGGUCCCGAGUCCGCUUCGAUGGGAAGCUCGCCCACGGCCACCCACAGAGCCCAGACUGGGCCCCAGGGCAUCUCCGACGUGGGUGCUGACAGGACAAUGCGAGGCUGUGGAACAGAUGUCCACAAGGUGGCCCACAGGUUUUUAAUCUGUGCUGUGCUCUCCACCACAGCUUUUGUACUUUUUGUACUUUUAUAAGUGGACUGUAGAGCACUUUUGCAGGGAGGGCAGUGAGAUGCCCACACACACUCAAUGACUCACGCCAUCCCUAGCAACAGCCGGGGGCACUUACACCAAAGGGGAAGGGCUGUGAGUCACAAAAGCUUUGCUGGAAAAAAAAAUUCUGAAUGUUCUGAGCUGACUGAAGGGAUAGGAAGCCCCCUCCGUGACUGCUUCCGUAUGAAAGCUUGUAGUGCAUUUCUGUUCCCAGGAACCUGGCUGGAGUGACAGCAGGGAAGGAGGAUUGGACUCCCUUGACAAGGCUGCCCUUUUCUGCAGUGGUGUCUCAGGUUCUCAGGGCUGCGGGGCCUCCCAGCACCUGAGCAGACAUCUCUGCAGCCUUUCCCUUGUCAGCCUCAGAGGCAAUUUAUCUAUCUGAUCAAACAGCUCCCUCGAGUGGAAGGCCCUUUCCAUUGCAAGACAUCUCAGGUAUGUCCUACCUCAGGGAGAGGCGCCUGCUCAGCGGCCACACCUCACCCUCCCAACCAGCCUUGCCCCCUGAGCAACGGCCCUAACUCCUCCCUGUGGCGGUGCUAGCUCUGGCCUCAUCUCUCUAACUUCCUCGGGGGCGGCGGGGUGGGGGGGGUCUCCCACUUGGUCCCCUCUGGGUGUUCUCUGUACCAUCCCUGGAGGUGCCUCCCCAAAGCACUGUUUUCAUCCUGCUGAGAACUCAGUGCUGCAACCACCAUAGGUUAGCCUUCAAAAGCCUCAGCACCCAAGACCCCUCUGAAUCUUCAGCAUUCGUGAGCCCGUGCUCCAGCCUUGGCUCCUGCCUUUCCCUCACCGGAAUGUAGUUUUCUCCUCCUCCCUGUCACGAGGCUGAAUCCUGUCUGCCGAGGUGCAGAUCAGCCCAGCCUCUUUCAGGAGGCUUUCACUGAGGGUUGGAGGUCCCCACCCCAGGGUGCUGUCUGACCUGAGCACCGGCUACAGACAGGCCCCUGCAGACAAGAGUAAGGCCCUUCCCCAU